Molecule: messenger RNA, 3021 nt
Organism: Daphnia magna
Lineage: Eukaryota; Metazoa; Arthropoda; Branchiopoda; Diplostraca; Daphniidae
Product: integrin alpha-PS2
Biological process (GO): cell adhesion mediated by integrin; cell-matrix adhesion; integrin-mediated signaling pathway
Cellular component (GO): external side of plasma membrane; integrin complex
Molecular function (GO): integrin binding
Source: RefSeq, a predicted model, not a curated record
GUAUCACUGACUUACUGACUGAAAUACAGUUUCAACAAAUGUGAAGUGUCAAAAUUGCAUCUAAUCAACAUGCGCAUUUGCAUUCGACUAGUUGCAGUUUUAACUGCCAUAGCGAUCGGAGCAUAUGGUUUCAAUCUAGAUGUUAAGUUCCCAUUAAAAGCAUCUGGAAUACCAGGUUCCUAUUUCGGAUACAGCCUGGCCGUCCACGAGCAUAAUGCUGUUAAAUGGUUACUUGUUGGGGCACCAAGAGGACUUAAUCUUAAUAAUUCAGAUGUGUCGGGUGCUCUGCAUCAAUGCCAAACACGCGGAGGGGAUAUAAGCUGCACACGAUUUACCAACUUUCCCACAGAUAUGGAAGCAGCUAAUCAAUGGCUUGGUGCCUCGGUAGUUAGCAGAAACGGAACAGCUAUGGUAUGCGCUCCGCGCACUGGAGAAAAGGUGACGGGGGAAUGCUUUUAUGGCCAAGGAAGUCUGCCUUCCUUUACAUCUUAUAUGCCUUGGAAUGAGGCUUUUUGUGAGGUGGGUUUCUCGGCUGCCUUAUCGUCAGAUGGAAAACGAUUUUACACUGGAGGGCCAAGUUGCGACUUGAACGCUGGUCGAUUGAUUGCAUCUACUGGUCCCGAUGAAUCCAACCCCGAUUUACUAAGCGGAGAUCUUGCCUUUUAUGCUUACGCAAUUGCAGCAGGAAAUGUGUUAAAUAAACGUGAAGGGCUCGUAGCGUCAAUAGGAUUUCAUCAAAAUUCAAGAUUUUCGGGAAAAGUAGUUCUUAUAGACUCUCUUGCAGGGCUUCGACCGGUAAGCAAUUUGGUAGGAUAUCAAUCCGGAGAACAUUUUGGAGCAUCAUUGGCCGUAUUUGAUAUAAAUAACGACGGACGCGAUGAUAUCGUCAUCGGAGCACCUCAUCACACGGAUUACAAAAAUUCUGAAAUCAAAUUUGACGUCGGCGCUGUCUAUGUGUACUAUCAAACACCGAAAGGACUCUAUCAAAGAGGAAGUCCUUAUGAGCUUCUUCUAAAAGGACAAACAACUGGCGCUCAAUUUGGAUUCGCAGUGGCCGAGCUGGGCGACACGAACGGGGACGGAAUUAAAGAUUUGGCCGUCGGGGCUCCAUAUGAGAACGAUGGAUCAGGAACAGUUUACAUUUAUCACGGAUCGGAUCUUGGUCUCCGAAGUAAAGCAGGGCAAGUCAUUCACGGACACUCGUUUAAUCCGCCAAUUCGCUCUUUCGGUUUUUCUUUUGUUACGGGAGGUAAUGAUUUUGACCGAAACGCCUAUAGUGAUUUAAUAGUUGGUGCCUAUCUGUCUGACAAGGUCGUUAACCUCCCUGCUCGACCGGUCGUGAAAGUGCAAAGUGAAAUCAGUUUCGAUCCGGCAUUUAUUACGUUAGAAAAGAAAGAAUGUCAAGUUCCAUCAACGACAACUGGUAGCUCGCCUGUAGCCGUAUCUUGCGCGAAACUACGAUAUUGUUUAGUUUACGGCGGCACAGGCGUUCCCGGCAACAUUAAUACAAACAUCACCGUUAUAUUGGACGUCAAACAGCCGAAAGCAAAUCGUUUACUCUUCAUGAAAACUAACGAUAACCGAUUGACAAAAGUUAUCGGUUUAACUGAGAAAAACAAACUUUGCCAGGAAGAAAUGGUAUACGUUCGGCCAGAUAUUCGUGACAAACUGUCAACCAUGGAUGUCAAUUUAGUGACUAGUUUGGUUGAAACUCCUGGGCCACUUUCGGCUAUUCUGGAUAUUUAUGAAGGCAAAGGAUCCAGCUCCAAUUUUCUGUCAAUAUUCAGAGAUUGUGGAUCGGAUCUUAUUUGUGUUCCUGACUUGCAAAUGAAAGCUGUCAUGAGCAGCGAAACGUAUAUUCAAGGAUCGGAUGAACGCUUGACUAUCGAUGUGGAAAUCCAUAACGACGGUGAGGAUGCUUUCGGUGCCGAUUUCUACCUUCAUUUACCACCUGUGCUCAGUUUCAUCAACACGGAUAAAGAAUAUACUGAUCAGUCAAUCUUGUGCUUCCCUCCCGGUGAAAUUAACGGUCUCGCUUUGCGAUGCGAGGUGGGGAAUCCGCUACCCGCUAUGAAAACCGCCCGGUUACGUGUAAUAUUGCAACCCACUCCCGGAGACGACGCCUUUGUCUCCUUCCUUGCCGAGACAAACAGCACAAACAAAGAAGAUGACAGCACGAAAAGCGAUAACAGCGAACUGCUACAGCUAACUUUCAAGGCUGAAACAAAACUGGCACUCAGCGGUUGGUCUAGACCAGAAGCGUUAGUUGUUAACAUGACGGCUCUACAGCUGAACGAAAGUACAGCACUACCUCAAUAUACACAAUUUUACGAAGUGCAAAAUGUAGGUCCUUCAGACGUUAUCGGUGCAAAAUUUCGAAUCGUCACACCCACGCACACACCAGAAGGAUACGCCAUAAGCGAGUUAACAGCUCAACCGACAGUGACCGAAGGAAAUGCCAAUUGCGAUCCUGUUCAACUCACAUCUAACCCUAACGUAGGAGUCAUAAAUAUCGACUGUGUCACGGAAAAAAUGAACAAUAGCGAGCGGAUUGUUAUUCGACUUAACGGUCGACUGUCUUCAGAAGCCCUGCUUAAACAACUGAAUACUGAUAUUUUCACCCUACGCACGGUGAUGACAGCCAAUAUAAUUGGUUUGCCUUACGGACAAGACGGUUCGCAAAUUCCGGUGGUUAAAACGGAAGUCGUGGUUAAUGUAACAAAAAUCAAAAAAGAACUAAACGUCCUAAAAGCUACUCCUUGGUGGAUCCCGUUUGUCAGUGCAGUUGUUGCUGUGCUAGUUGCGGCUGCCAUAGCUGGGGUUCUACAUCGCCUUGGAUUUUUCAAAAGGAAUCGUCCGAUGCCAAUGACAGCAACUCUGGCGUCAGGCCCUGAAAGCCAACCUUUGCAAGAAACGGGUGAGAAUCCCAAACGACCAAUGUCCGAAAUGGACAACAUGGUAGACGAAGAAUCCUCGUAGAUGGGUUUGGACAUACAAUCCUGAAUAAACGAGUGAUACCAA